ACGGCUUCCAUAAUGUCUCCCGGAGGACAUUUGAGCUGGACUACAACCAGGACCGCUUCCUCAAGGAUGGGCUGCCAUUCCGGUACAUCUCUGGAAGCAUUCAUUACUUCCGGAUACCUCGCUUCUAUUGGGAGGACCGGCUGCUGAAGAUGAAGAUGGCUGGGCUGAACGCCAUCCAGAUGUACGUGCCCUGGAACUUUCAUGAACCCCAGCCAGGACAAUAUGAGUUUUCUGGGGACCGUGACGUGGAAUAUUUCAUUCACCUGGCUCACAAGCUGGGGCUCCUGGUGAUCCUGAGGCCAGGACCCUACAUCUGUGCAGAGUGGGACAUGGGAGGGUUACCUGCUUGGCUGCUAGAGAAAGAAUCUAUUGUUCUUCGAUCUUCUGACCCAGACUACCUUGCAGCUGUGGAUAAAUGGCUGACAGUCCUUCUGCCCAAGAUGAAGCCUCUGCUCUACCAGAAUGGAGGGCCGAUUAUAACUGUGCAGGUUGAGAAUGAGUACGGCUCCUACUUUGCCUGUGAUUAUGACUACCUGCGUUUCCUGGCACACCGCUUCCGUUACCAUCUGGGCAAUGACGUCCUUCUCUUCACCACCGAUGGGGCGAAUGAAAACUUCCUUCGGUGUGGCACCCUGCAGGGCCUCUAUGCCACAGUGGAUUUUGGAGCAGUCAAGAAUAUCACACAGGCUUUCCUAAUCCAGAGGAAAUUCGAACCCAAAGGACCUUUGAUCAAUUCUGAGUUCUAUACUGGCUGGCUAGACCACUGGGGUGAACCCCAUUACACAGUGAAGACUGAAAUAGUGGCUGCCUCUCUCUAUGACCUGCUUGCCCGUGGGGCCAGUGUGAACUUGUACAUGUUUAUAGGUGGGACCAAUUUUGCCUAUUGGAAUGGUGCCAACAUUCCCUAUGCAGCACAGCCCACCAGCUAUGACUACGACGCCCCGCUGAGUGAGGCAGGGGACCUGACUGAGAAGUAUUUUGCUCUUCGAAAUGUCAUCCAGAAGUUUAAAGAUGUCCCAAAAGGUCCUAUCCCUCCAUCAACUCCCAAGUUCGCCUAUGGAAAAGUUGCUCUGAGAAAGUUCAAGACAGUGGCAGAAGCUCUGGACGUCCUGUGUCCCAAUGGCCCCGUGAGAAGCCGCUACCCGCUGACAUUCAUCCAAGUUAAACAGUAUUUUGGGUAUGUGCUGUACCGAACAACACUUCCUCAAGAAUGCAAUGGCUCGAUGCCCAUCUUCUCCUCACCCUUCAAUGGUGUCCGUGACCGGGCUUAUGUGGCUGUGGACGGGGUCCCCCAAGGAAUCCUUGAGCGAAACCGUGUGAUAUCCCUGGACAUACAGGGGAAAGCUGGAGCCGUUCUGGACAUUCUGGUGGAGAACAUGGGACGUGUGAACUAUGGCAGAGGCAUAAAUGAUUUUAAGGGUUUGAUUUCUAACAUGACUCUUAACUUCAGUAUUCUCACCAAUUGGACAAUCUUUCCACUGGACACUGAGGCUGCAGUACGCACCCAUCUUGGGGCCUGGGAGGCCCGUGAUGAGGGCCACCACGAUGGACGCUUGACCUUUGGCUCUUCGAACUUUACGCUCCCCACGUUUUAUGUGGGCAACUUCUCCAUUCCCUCGGGCAUCCCAGAUCUGCCGCAGGAUACCUUCAUUCAGUUUCCUGGAUGGACCAAGGGUCAGGUGUGGAUCAACGGCUUUAACCUUGGCCGAUACUGGCCUGCACGGGGCCCACAGGUGACCUUGUUUGUGCCCAGGCACAUUCUGACGACGUCAGCCCCAAACAACAUCACGGUGCUGGAGCUGGAACGCUCACCCUGCAGUGAUGGGACCUCAGAGCUGUGUACCGUGGAGUUUGUCGACAGGCCGAUUAUUGGCAGGUCCCUGGCCAUCAGCGGCCCUUUUCCAGAUCGGUCUGGCCAAGACUGGUGGCUGAACCCCCUGUGAUGACUGAGCCUCUAGGAUCACAGGCCUGCACUGGCCAAAUGGGUCAUCCGUGUCUCGAUACAGUGGAAGGUGGAUUUAUCAGGUGUGUGUAUCCUACCGGUGUCCCUACAGCAGUAGAGACAUUGCCUGGCCUCCCACUCCUGUGGCCACCAGGAAGGCUGAAGGGAGUGGACAUCACAGGAACACACACAGCUGGUGUACGGAGUUGGAACAAAACUUGAAUGAUGUCGCUUGUUUUGAUUUGAAACGAUCAUGUCUUUCUCUCGAAUAAAAUUUGUACUCAAGAGGA
Molecule: messenger RNA, 2232 nt
Organism: Cricetulus griseus (Chinese hamster)
Lineage: Eukaryota; Metazoa; Chordata; Mammalia; Rodentia; Cricetidae
Source: RefSeq, a predicted model, not a curated record